AUCCAAGUUUCGCUGGGUCAGCUGUGUGUUGCUCGUGUAUCAAGUGAUGCAGUUGCCGAUGAAGACUAGACUUGCCCCUAAGGAGCACCAUGUGAACCGAGUCCAUCGAAACUAACCCAGCGCACCGCGACCGCGGGUCAAGUUCCAACGUAUCGAAGUCGUGUUUUAGAGGAAGAUCCCAAGACAAUCCAUCCUUCUAAAGCUCCAUGAUUCGAUGGACGACCUCCUCAAGAGAACGAGGCGAUGGAGUCUUCCGUUAGUGCUUCUUUUCUAUAGAGGACUCCCAUCCGCCUUCUUCAUUUGUUCGCUAGAAUACAUAGCGCCCGAGAAGCAAAAUUAUUGGUGUAUAGACGAUUCCGGAGCUCGACGCCACAAUGGCACCGAUCAGUGUCACUAUUUGUCGGGAGACGGCAGAGAAAAUGCCUGCACCGCUUGGGAGUAUCAGAUUAAAAGCACGCUCACUUCAGAGUUCAACGCUGUUUGUGAUCGCAAAGACCUCCGGAGAUGGGCGCAAAGUGCGCUCAUGUUCGGCAUGAUGAUGGGGAAUCUGAUCUUCUCGCACAUCUCCGAUUGGUACGGUCGGAGAACAAUCUGCCUUCUGUCUCAUUUGUGCAUCCUCGGCGGCGGAAUCGCUUGUUCUUUUGCGCCGACUUUCCCCGUUUGGAUCUCGCUACGAAUCAUCAUGUCACUCGGACUGGGAGGGAAUCAAAAUGGACCUUUCACUUUGGGGAUGGAAUCGACGAAUCCCAAGAACAGAGCCCUAUUGGCGGUCGGAGACACUUUUGGUUGGGUCGCCGGAAUGAUCGUACUCCCAAUAUUUCCGUAUUUCAUCCACGACUGGCGGCAAUUGCAAUUCGCGAUCAGUCUGUCAACUGUGCCAAUGCUAAUGAUGGCCUGGUACGUCGACGAAUCACCCCGAUGGCUCGUCGCCACACGCAAAAUUGAACGUGUCAAAACCGUCGUGGGGAAAAUUCUAGAACGGAACGGAAUGCAGAGAUCCCCUGAUGACGUCGACGAUAUCAUUAGCAGAUGCGUCCAGGAACAUCAGAAAGCUCUGAGUGAACCGAAAACUACUCUGGUUGAUCUAUUCAAAACGCCGGGGAGAGCAUUGACGACCAUAUCACUCUACCUGCAGUAUCCCCUGAACAUAUUGGUUUACUAUAAUCUUUUCUACCUGAUUUUGGCCUUGGACACGGGAGGCCUGUUCGCGAACCUACUCUGGGCAGGCCUAUUCGAAACUCCGGUCUUACUUCUCGUCUACCUCCUCGUUGAGCAUUUUAACCGGAGAUCCUUACACUUCAUGUGCAACUUUUCGGCUGUUGUCUGUUGCGCGGUUUCAUUUCUCUAUCCCGGCAUGGGCGCGUUGUACCAGCUCCUGUUGGCAACAAUCGCGAAGAUGGGUGUCCAAGUCGAUUAUUCAGUCCUCGGAGUUCAUGUGAAUGAAAUCUACCCGACGCGAGUGAGGGGCAUAGCACUCGGAUCUUGUGUGACGAUAUCUCGCUUAGGAGCGAUUCUCUCUCCAUUCGCUCACGAUCAGGAUACCAUUAACGAAAGCCUUCUGAAUUCGUUGGCAUGCCUUGUGGCGCUGUUUCUGGUGAUCCCUUUGAGGGAAACGUACGGCAAACCAUUGCCAGACAAGUUCGAAGACGCUGACAAUGAUCAGAGUGAACUGGGUGUGGAAGAUAUCGAAAACGCUCAACCGCUCUUAGAUCAUGAUCUUCGCGACGAUUCGAAUGUUCUCAAGAGGCGAUGCUCCUUCUAG
Molecule: messenger RNA, 1762 nt
Organism: Galendromus occidentalis (western predatory mite)
Lineage: Eukaryota; Metazoa; Arthropoda; Arachnida; Mesostigmata; Phytoseiidae
Product: solute carrier family 22 member 5
Exons: 10
Coding region: 215-1762 (515 amino acids)
Biological process (GO): transmembrane transport
Cellular component (GO): membrane
Molecular function (GO): transmembrane transporter activity
Source: RefSeq, a predicted model, not a curated record